GCGUUCCAAGCUUUCGGAAAAUUAUGAAUUGUUUAAAGUUAGCUUGGGAGUGCAAGCUAAGCAGUUCUUCCAGCAUUCUACCCUUCAUGGAGUACAGUACAUUGCUGAGACGGAAAGGAAUUUUUUUGAAAGAUUCAUGUGGUUCACUUGCGUGACGGUGGGUACCAUAGCUACGAUUGUGGUUAUCAUGAACCUUUGGGAAAAAUUCCAAACAAACCCAACCAUCACUGGUCUUGAUACUGAUUUCCAUAACUGGGAUGUCCC
This is a messenger RNA of Acanthoscelides obtectus, 264 nucleotides long. NCBI's taxonomy places the organism in Eukaryota, Metazoa, Arthropoda, Insecta, Coleoptera, Chrysomelidae. The record is from the annotation of a GenBank genome assembly.